Molecule: messenger RNA, 1525 nt
Organism: Orcinus orca (killer whale)
Lineage: Eukaryota; Metazoa; Chordata; Mammalia; Artiodactyla; Delphinidae
Product: carboxypeptidase A1
Exons: 11
Coding region: 98-1435 (445 amino acids)
Biological process (GO): proteolysis
Molecular function (GO): zinc ion binding; metallocarboxypeptidase activity
Source: RefSeq, a predicted model, not a curated record
UCUGUCUUCUCCAUUAGACUGAGUUCUGUGAGAUCAGGGACCCACCCGUCUGCUUCGGGCAUCAUCUCAGGGUGGAGCACAGGACCUGACCCAGAGGAUGAAUGAGCAAAGAGAUGAACAUUCAGAGAAGGGGCAGGAACAAAAGAGCUGGUGCUCCGGGAAAUGGGAGAAGAGGACACCUCACAUGAGGCUGCAGCUGGUGUGGCCACUCCAGAGUCCUGGCUCCUUCUCCAUUGCCGGGCACCAGGUGCUCCGAAUCUCUGCGGCCGAUGAAGCCCAGGUACAGAUGGUGAAGGAGCUGGAGGACCUGGAGCACCUACAGCUGGAUUUUUGGAGGGGCCCUGCCCAGCCAGGCUCCCCCAUCGACGUCCGAGUGCCCUUCCCCAGCAUCCAGGCUGUCAAAGUCUUCCUGGAGGCCCGUGGCCUCAGAUACACAAUCAUGAUAGAGGACGUGCAGUCGCUGCUGGACGACGAGCAGGAGCAGAUGUUUGCCUCCCGGAGCCGGGCCCGCAGCACUAACACCUUUAACUAUGCCACCUACCACACCCUGGAGGAGAUCUAUGACUUCAUGGACUUGCUGGCGGCCGAGCACCCACAGCUUGUCAGCAAGCUCCAGAUCGGCAGCAGCUACGAAGGCCGUCCCAUCUACGUGCUGAAGUUCAGCACUGGGGGGAACAACCGUCCAGCCAUCUGGAUUGACACGGGCAUCCAUUCUCGGGAGUGGGUCACCCAGGCCAGUGGGGUCUGGUUUGCAAAGAAGAUCGCACAAGACUAUGGCCAGGACCCAGCUUUCACUGCCAUUCUGGACAACAUGGACAUAUUCUUGGAGAUCGUCACCAACCCUGAUGGUUUUGCCUUCACCCACAGCAAGAAUCGAAUGUGGCGCAAGACUCGAUCCCUGACGUCGGGCUCCACCUGCAUUGGGGUGGACCCCAACAGGAACUGGGACGCUGGCUUUGGGAAGGCCGGAUCCAGCAGCAACCCAUGCUCGGAAACUUACCGUGGCAAGUUUGCCAAUUCCGAAGUGGAGGUCAAGUCCAUCGUGGACUUUGUGAAAGAACACGGGAACAUCAAGGCCUUCAUCUCCAUCCACAGCUACUCCCAGCUCCUCUUGUAUCCCUUUGGCUACAAAAGAGAAUCACCUGCAGACAAGGAUGAGCUGGAUCAGGUGGCUAAGUCUGCUGUUGAGGCCCUGACCUCUCUGUAUGGGACCAAGUUCAAGUAUGGCAGCAUCAUCACAACAAUUUACCAAGCCAGUGGAGGCACCAUUGACUGGACCUACGACCAGGGCAUCAAGUACUCCUUCACCUUCGAGCUCCGGGACACCGGGCGCUAUGGCUUCCUGCUGCCGGCCUCCCAGAUCAUCCCCACGGCCCAGGAGACAUGGCUGGCACUUCUGACCAUCAUGGAGCACACGCUGAAUCACCCCUACUGACCCGGCCCUUCAGCGCUGUCUUCCUCCUCCUCUCCGUCCCCACCCAGGCAGCCAAAUAAAGUUUGAGUGUACAUGGACCAGAAUGGGGCU